Messenger RNA from Porites lobata, 1047 nucleotides. NCBI's taxonomy places the organism in Eukaryota, Metazoa, Cnidaria, Anthozoa, Scleractinia, Poritidae. The record is from the annotation of a GenBank genome assembly.
AUGAACAACUCAAGCGAAGCCAUCCAAAAUGAAUGUCUAGUCUACAUCCUCUGGGGGGGAAAAAUGAAAAACCCUUCCCUUGGUGCUCAAGUUGUCUUCGUUGUCAACAUAAUUAUCAACGUCUUCACUUUUCCCUUCACCGCCUUCUUGAACGCGCUGGUGAUGUUCGCCGUGAAAACUAAACGACGACUGAGGGCUCACAAGUCCAAUAUCGCGAUCGCUCUGUUAGCUACUACGGAUUUUACAGUUGGCAUUUUAAUUCAGCCUGCCACAGUCGCCUGGUUAGUAGUGAUCUUAAUCAACUACAAGACUGAAAUAUGCCCAUUUUUUUUCUUAAAAUAUAUAAGACUCUUAAUGGGCAGUCUUCUUGAUGUCUCACUAGCCCAUGUUGCGAUGAUAAGCUUGGAGCGGUAUAUUGCUGUAAAACACCCUUUUGCUUAUACUUUUGUUAUUACCGAGACUAAGUUGCUGAUUGCCUCUGCAGUGGCAUGGACAUUUUCACUGAUUAUUCAUAUUUUAUGGUACUAUACCUUUACAGUAUAUAUGAGCGUGUUUCUCUCCAUCACUAACGCAUUUAAGUGUUUUUGCAUCGUCGUCAUAGUUUGGUGUAAUGUUAUAGUAUACCGUGAAACCCUCAGGCAUAAACAGCAAAUUGCCAAUCACCAAGUAACACAAGAGAUAAGAGAAAAAUUUCUAAAAGAUAAAAAAGCUUUUAAAGUAACAACCCAGAUUGUGAUAGUUUUAUUCCUGUGUUACCUGCCAACAAUUAUAAGUAGAAUUAUUUUAGAUAAGUACAUCCCCGAGAACGGAAUAUCUUUAGACACCACAUACAUCGUCAUCUUUUCGUCCGGUUCUGUAGUUUUACUGAACUCUGUUAUUAACCCAAUUCUUUAUUCUAUCAAAAUUCGAGAGUUUCGCGUUGCUUUUAUCGAAAUAUUGUGUAAAACUGCUAAUCUCGCUAAAGCCGAGGAAAUUGAGAUGAGAUUCUUUAAAUCGCCAAACGUUGUGGCCAGACUUGAAGCAGAGCAUGCGCAAGGAGCUGAAGAA